Lacerta agilis (Sand lizard) is the source of this 3563-nucleotide messenger RNA. RefSeq names its product sortilin related VPS10 domain containing receptor 3 (gene SORCS3). Bases 120 to 3455 code for a protein of 1111 amino acids. NCBI's taxonomy places the organism in Eukaryota, Metazoa, Chordata, Lepidosauria, Squamata, Lacertidae. The record is from RefSeq and is a predicted model, not a curated record. The transcript is spliced from 27 exons. Gene Ontology annotation, molecular function: protein binding. Gene Ontology annotation, cellular component: postsynaptic density membrane.
AACUCUUCUCGGCCAGGGCGAGGGGCAGCGGAGACUCACCGGCGCUUGGCCGGGAGGAGACGGAGCGGGUGCCCGGAGACGCCAGGGAGGAGGAGGAGGCAGGAGUCUGUCUUGGCAAAAUGCCGGGCGGCAACCCUCCUGAGCGCAGGGCCAGGAGAAGCGCCGAGGAGCGGCAGCCUUUGGCCCCGGACAGCCUUGGGGCAGAAGCGGGCGCCUGGGGCGUCUCCUUGACCGACGGCCAGAAAGCGCCGCGAGCGCCAGGCAAAGGUUCCCGGGAGGAAGGGCGCACCGGCAAGCUGAGGGGAGCGGGAGGCGCCGGAGAAGAGUGGAGGUUGAGCAGCACGACCUUUGCCCUGGCCGGAGACUCGGCCCACAACCAAGCCAUGGUGCACUGGUCCGGCUACAACAGCAGUGUGAUUCUCAUUCUUACAAAGCUGUAUGACUUCAACUUGGGAAGUGUUACCGAAAGCUCACUCUGGAGGUCCACAGAUUAUGGGACUACUUAUGAAAAACUAAACGACAAGGUGGGACUGAAAACAGUGCUGAGUUACCUUUACGUCAGUCCUACUAAUAAGAGAAAGAUAAUGCUCUUGAGUGAUCCUGAGAUUGAAAGUAGCAUACUGAUCAGUAACGACGAAGGCGCCACCUAUCAAAAAUAUCGGCUCAGCUUCUACAUCCAGAGCCUGCUGUUCCAUCCUAAGCAAGAGGACUGGAUUCUAGCAUACAGCCUUGACCAAAAGCUUUAUAGCUCUAUGGAUUUUGGAAGAAGAUGGCAGAUUAUGCAUGAACGGAUUACUCCGAACAGAUUUUACUGGUCCGUCACAGGUUUGGACAAGGAGCCUGACCUUGUACACAUGGAGGCUCGCACGACAGAUGGACAUGCCCAUUAUAUAACCUGUAGGAUUCAAGAAUGUUCAGAGACUACCAAAAGCGGACCUUUUUUGCACUCUAUUGACACAAGCUCUCUUGUCGUCCAGGAUGAGUACAUCUUCAUUCAGGUGACAACUGGUGGAAGAGCAAAUUACUAUGUGUCCUACAGAAGGGAACCCUUCACGCAAAUAAAAUUGCCCAAGUACUCACUACCAAAGGACAUGCAUAUUAUCAGCACAAAUGAGAAUCAGGUGUUUGCGGCAGUUCAGGAAUGGAACCAGAAUGACACAUACAACCUUUACAUCUCUGACACCCGAGGGAUCUACUUCACCCUAGCCUUGGAGAACGUCAAGAGCAACCGAGGGUUAGAGGGUAAUGUCGUCAUUGACCUUUAUGAGGUAGCAGGGAUCAAAGGCAUAUUCCUGGCUAACAAGAAAGUGGAGGACCAAAUUAAGACUUUCAUCACCUACAACAAAGGGAGAGAUUGGCGUUUGCUGCAGGCUCCAGAUUCAGAUCUGAGAGGAGACCCCAUACACUGUCUGCUGCCCUUCUGUUCCUUGCAUUUGCAUUUGCAAAUCUCAGAAAACCCCUAUACUUCAGGCAGCAUCUCGAGCAAAGAGACAGUUCCUGGACUUCUGGUUGCUACAGGCAAUGUGGGUCCAGAAUUAUCAUACACAGAUGUUGGCAUGUUUGUUUCUUCAGAUGGAGGAAACUCCUGGAGACAGAUCUUUGAAGAAGAGUACAAUGUGUGGUUCCUUGACUGGGGUGGAGCACUUGUAGCCAUGAAACAUACGUCAAUGCCCAUUGUCCAUUUGUGGGUGAGUUUCGAUGAAGGAAGGACCUGGAAUAAAUAUGGCUUCACAUCAAAACCUCUCUUUGUGGAUGGGUCCCUCGUGGAGCCAGGCAUAGAAUCACAGAUAAUGACGAUCUUUGGCCAUAUUAAUCUCCGCUCUGAAUGGCAGCUAGUAAAAGUAGAUUACAAAUCUUUCUUUAGCCGGAGGUGCAACAAGGAUGACUUUCAGACGUGGCAUCUGCACAACCAGGGUGAACCUUGUGUUAUGGGAGAGAGGAAGAUCUAUAAGAAACGCAAAGCAGGGGCCUGGUGUGCACUGACUAAGGAUUAUUCAAGAACAGUUGUUUCAGAACCUUGCAUAUGUGCUGAAUGGGACUUCGAAUGUGACUAUGGGUACGAAAGACACAGUAAUAAUCAAUGUAUCCCAGCAUUCUGGUUCAGCCCAUCCUCCCAACUGAAAGAAUGCAGCCUUGGACAGAGCUACCUGAACAGCACUGGGUAUCGGAGGAUUGUUUCAAAUAACUGCACGGAUGGACUGCGGGAAAAGUAUGCUGCCAAGCCUGGACAGUGCCCAGGCAAAGCUCCCCGAGGUCUGCAUAUCCUCACAUCCAAUGGCAAGUUGGUUGCGGAACAAGGGUUCAACACAACCUUCAGAAUCCUCAUGGAAGAGGGUGAUCUCCAGAGAACAAAUAUCCAACUAGAUUUUGGAGAUGGUACUGCUGUGUCCUAUGCUAAUUUCAGCCCUAUAGAGGAUGGUAUCCGACACAUUUAUAAGAGCACUGGGAUCUUCCAAGUGACGGCCUAUGCAGAAAACAACCUGGGUUCUGAUCUGGCAGCACUCUUCCUGCAUGUGAUCUGUCCAGUAGAGCGUGUUGAUUUGAGAGUUCCCUUUGUGGCCAUUAGGAAUAAGGAAGUAAAUAUCACAGCUGUGGUUUGGCCCAAUCAGUCGGGUACCCUCACGUACUUCUGGUGGUUCGGCAACAACACAAAGCCAUUCAUCACCUUGGACAGCAGCAUCUCUUAUACUUUUACUGCGGAAGGAAGGAAUACCGUCACAGUGCAGGUCUCAGCUGGCAGUGUCCUCAUCCAGGACACCAAGAACAUUGCUGUACAUGAAUAUUUCCAGUCUCAGUUAUUAUCAUUCUCUCCCAAUUUGGAUUAUCACAAUCCGGACAUACCUGAAUGGAGAGAGGAUAUUGGCAGAGUCAUCAAGAGAGCCUUGGUGCAAGUGACUGGCAUCCCUGAAGAGCAAGUUUUGGUGGCCGUGUUCCAUGGUUUGCCCACCUCUGCAGAGCUUUUCAUCCUGCCCCAUCAAAACACCUCUGAGAGAAGGAAAGGCAGCGAAGGUGACCUUGAGCUGGCUGUUGAAAUCCUCUUCAAUGCUUUGAAUCAGAACCUAGUCCAAUUUGAGCUGAAGCCUGGUGUGGAAGUCAUUGUGUAUGUUACUCAACUAACAUUAGCACCUCUCGUCGACUCUGGUGCCGGGCACAGCAGUUCAGCCAUGUUGAUGCUGCUGUCGGUGGUCUUUGUGGGCUUGGCCGUUUUUUUAAUCUACAAGUUUAAAAGGAAAAUCCCAUGGAUUAACUUCUAUGCUCAAGUCCAGCAUGACAAAGAACAGGAAAUGAUUGGUUCUGUCAGCCAAAGUGAAAAUGCCCCCAAGAUCACUCUGAGUGAAUUCACAGACCCUGAAGAACUCAUGGAUAAAGAGCUGGAUACACGGGUUAUAGGGAGCAUCUCAACGAUCUCCAACAGUGAAAGCACAAAGGAAAUACCCAACUGCACUAGUGUUUAAUACCAGGAAUACCACUUUGACUACAAAAUUUCUGAGUUUUUAUUUUUAAUUAAUAUUAUUAUUAUUAUUACAAAGGAAAUUCUAUGUCAUUAUGAUGACUAUUAUUAU